CACAACACCGGUCAGCGUAGCACUGUCUAUCAUUCUCAAUCUUUCUUCUAGGCUCUUACCAGAUGGCGAAGUAUUUGGUGACGGUUGCGUGUGUGUGGACGCUAGGGUCGUCCUGGGCCCAGCAGUACAAGGUGGCCCCUGCAGCAGCUGUGCUGGGUGAUGGAGGUCCCGUCGUUCUGGGACAGUCGGGUGGAGACUUUGGCAAUGUCGCCCAACUUAACCAGCUCGAUGGUCGUCCUGGAUUCGUCGGCCUGUCUGGACAGAACCCCUUUGGUAAUGUGUUCCAGGACAGAUCCCCAUUCUUGCUGGGACAACUGGGCCAGACCUCCCUGACAGGUGACGGUGGGAGCCUCCUAUUGGGUCAGGCCGGCAGCGGCGGAUUCCAGGGCGGCAGCGGCGGAUUCCAGGCCGGCAGCGGCGGAUUCCAGGCCGGCAGCGGCGGGUUUGUAGGAAGUGACGGUCAGCCUGUGACUGUUAGUCAGGCAGGACAGGUGGGCGGCAACGUGUUUGUGGGCCAGCAGCAGCAGCAAGGUCGAGAGGUGACUGUGACACAAACCAGGACAGUUGACAGAUUCGUCACCACCACUGACCUAGCCUUCAAUAGCGUCCCUGUCACCAUUACCGAGUUCAACAAGGUGACGGUGACCCUCGCAACACACCAGGUGCUGGUGACGGCGGUGAACAACGUGGUGCAGGUGACCACCGCCCUGGUGACCAGCACCUCCACACUGACGGUCACCGACGUUAUCUCUGACUUCCGCUUCGUGACGCAGACCUCCACGGAGAUCCAACCAGUCACUCACACUGCCUACAACAUAGACCAGACCACCUUCACCUCCAACAUAGUUCAGAGGGUGGUGGUGACGUCGACAUUCGUACGGACCAACAUACUGACUGAUACCAAAACGGUGACAGAGCGACGCUUCGUAUCAACCGUGCAGUUCGUCCCCGCCACUUAUUAUUAGCGCCGCUCCUCAGUUCGCCUCGGCCACUUGCUUCUAGCACCACCUCACUUACAUCGCUACUUGAUCAUAUUUAUACAUAAAAUCAUCCUUGUAUUCUUUAAAAAUAAUGAAUAUGACCAU
Molecule: messenger RNA, 1085 nt
Organism: Homarus americanus (American lobster)
Lineage: Eukaryota; Metazoa; Arthropoda; Malacostraca; Decapoda; Nephropidae
Exons: 5
Coding region: 63-965 (300 amino acids)
Source: RefSeq, a predicted model, not a curated record